AUGAAUGAUUCGACUCCAGUCGAAUCCCGGACGAAGGAGCCUUUCGAGAUGGAUGAUCAGAGCUUCGUGGGCAGUGAUACUUACCAAGCGGACUUCGACGCUGGAGCACAAUUCGAGUCUCCGGCAAGGUCAGCAUCUGGGCGAUGGCAGACGAUCAACAGCUCAAACACUAUGGAUCUCGAACGUCACCUGUCUGCAAGCUCGGUCUCAAGGGAUGUCCGCGCAAGUAGCGUUUCAAACCAGCGUUACGACGAUAACGACAGGCCAGAUUCAACAAACAUGGUGUCGACGCAGUCCGAAGGCCAGUCCUAUGAGAAUGAUCGCACUAUAAUGAAUUCAGAUCGUGUUCUCGACUCUCGUGAGCAAAUGGAAUCCGCAACUUUAACUCCUGGCCGUUCCCCGAGUCAGGCCUUCGGCAACAAUGGCAAUCACAGCAAUCUAGAAAGUCGUUCUGACUUGAGCGAGAGAUCACAGUCCGGAAACACGAUGUCAACGCCCUUCCUAGACCCGGGCUUGAUGGAUCCUCAUGCAAGUAGAGGUUCAGACCAUCGCUACGGAACCAGCGAGCCACAGGAACCGGCAAACCUCAUGCCAGCCGCAAACAUCAACCACAAAUAUGACAAUGUUCGCACGAGCAGCUCUUCAGACCAACGUCGGGGUUCUAGCGAGCGAUUGGACUCGGUUCAUCUAGUGUCACCAUCCGGAAUCGAGCGUCGUAGAAGAAGUCCAAGCCCAAGGCCUAAGGUCAGUGCCGAAACAAAAGCUCGAUGGGCGAUGUUGAAGCAAUUAGCUGGCGUUUCUCAACCGCGUGAUGUGGAAGAGGAAGACCGGAAUGAAGGUCGAGACGAAGAGACGCGCACCACAGAAGUCGACUCCCGUAUUAGAGAAGAAUCAAACGCACAUGAUUCAUCGCAGACGGGUGACCAUGUCGAUGAUGCAAGCAUCGAACGAUACCUGCAGAAGUUGCAAGGAGACCCUCAUAUUGACAGUCGAGGACUCCGGGAGGGUCUCUCUCGAAUGCAAUCAUACAAGGGUUCGAACAGUCAACAGGAUCAACAUUCGGCUCAUGAAAGUCAUUUCGAAGGCAAUACGUACUCAGGCGCUCGAAGACCAAGUGAGGACAUUCGUAACAGUGGAAUGGAAAACGAAGUUCGUGGAGCGGAGCAGGAUGCGCGGGACAAACUCAAUAAGGGUAAAGGAGAAGCUGAAAAGGCCUUGAGAGGCCGCGAAGCAGGUUCGCGGGGAGAUGGACAUGCUCUCGGAGCUGGCCUUGAAGGAGCCGGUCGCAGAGCGGAAGGGGAACUCCGAUCAGCUGGCCGUGAUGCCCGAGACUCCCUCCAGAAAGACAAGAACGGGUUUGAGCGAGAUGUUCAAAGAGAUACUAGUAUGGCAGAUGCGGAAGUGCACAAAUUAGGUGGUCAGACAGCAAGAGAGUUUCGAAGAGGAGAACAUGGUCUGGAAGCUGGCCUCGAAGGAGCGGCUCAUGCCGCGGAGGGUUUAUUGCCCCCCAUGAAUGUUCUACAGGAUCUUCGACAAGGCGAGCACGAUCUGAUGGGAGAUGUUCACAAGGCCGAGAACGCAUUCUCACGUACCGGACUGGGCCAGGAGGUUCGAAAAGGCGAGCAUGACCUGAUUGGAGAGGUUCACAAACUCGAGCAAGAGUUCCCCCAUAUUGGGCUUGGGCAAGAGUUCCGAAAAGGCGAGCAAAACCUGAUGGGAGAUAUCCACAAAAUCGAGAACGAGGUGGCCAAUACUGGGCUUGGGCAAGAGAUUCGGAAGGGCGAGAACCAUCUAGUGGAUGAGUUCCACAAGCUCGAACAUGAGUUGCCUCACCUCGGGCUGGGUCAAGACCUCCGCAGGGGAGAGCAUGACCUGAAGCAAAGUCUGAACGAAGCAGCUGAUCAUCUGCGCAGAGACGAACACGCCUUGGGUAAAGGAGCCGAAGCAGUAGGUCGAUCUGUCGAGCAUGGGUUGGAGAACAUAGGAAGAUUCGCCGUCGAUGGUGUGGCAAUAGCCGGAGGACUUGGGGUGAUGCCAUUUGACCAUGCAGAAUCCGGAAAGAGUGCACCCAGCCCCAGACCGAACGUUCUUCAACCUGGCCAUGGAAUGAUCAACCCCAACGGCCAGCAAAUGCCAAGGAACACUCAUCAGCCUGGUGCAGGAGGACCUCACCCACUAGGAGCGCCAGGAGCGCAUCCAGCCUUAAAUGUUCAGAGACUCAACCAAGCUCCUGCAAAUCAUCAAAAUCGACCCUCGAUAGUCGAGCCUCCGCAUCAUCCUCUAGCACCUCAGACGCCGCAGCGCGGUCACAACCGCGGGCCCUCCGGCAGUCAGCAUCCCCAUCUGUCUCCCAGUUCAUCUCCAACAAGGGUCCCUUCUCCUGGCCCGGGAAUGAAUAAGAUUACCCCAGGGAGAACGCCGAGUCCAAGCCCGGGGAACAAUCAGAGGAGCCAAAUGCCAGUCCGAAAACCUGUGUUGCCUCCACGACCUCAAGGAGCCCCACAGCACCCCUCUCAACCUCAGCAUCCUCAGGGAGCUCCACAGCACCCUUCUCAACCUCAGCAUCCUCAGGGAGCUCCACAGCACCCUCCUCAACCUCCGCAUCCUCAGGGAGCUGCUCAACACCCCUCUCAACCUCAGCAUCCUCAGGGAGCUCCACAGCACCCUCCUCAACCUCAGCAUCCUCAGGGAGCUCCACAGCACCCCCCUCAACCUCAGCAUCCUCAGGGAGCUCCACAGCACCCCCCUCAACCUCAGCAUCCUCAAGGAGCUCCACAGCACCCCCCUCAACCUCAGAUUUCUCAAGGCGCUCAACCGCAUCCCACAAGAACCCCACAACAGAGGCAGCCUCCGAACGCAAUUCCGCAACAUCCUCCACCUCAACAUCCCCUGAGUACUCCGCAACACCCACAAGGAGGCAGACAGCAAGGUCAGCCUCCAAAUGCAAUGUCUCAACAUCCUCAAACACCUCAUCCACAGGGGGAAUCACAGCAAAGGCAGCCUGCAAGUGCCAUGCCUCAGCCUCCUCCGCCUCCACACCCACAAGGAGCGCCGAAGCAGAGAUCUCAAAGCCCCACGCCUCCACAUCCACAGGUCUCAGACCCACAGCAGAGAUUCGUCAAUGCCAACCCGCAUCCUCAACCUCAACACUCCCGAGGAACACCACAGCCGAUACUGCCCAAGGACCGAAGAGAUGGGGAAGCGCAACGACAAGAAGCAAUGGGUAACAGCAACGUGCAGCAAGCAAGGCAAGCGAUGCCAGGUGCUGCCAUAGGAUCUCACCCAGGACGAACUCAGCCAUUGUCGAAUGAGAGACCCGAAUCCGAGUGCAAGACGGACGAGCAGGAACCGAGAGCAUCAAUUAUGCAAGAAAGGAGAAGAAGAGCAGCAGAGUCUCAGCGUCGUAUGGCAGAACGUCAAGAGCAACAGACCGGGCACGACUGUAGACACGAAGACCACGACGCCGACUCUUGUCCCCAUCAGACCGAACGUCACUCAACGACAGAGCAUGCAGAAGAGUCUCAUUCUAUCAGUGGUCCACAAAGCAUGUUGAACAUGUUCAAAGCUCGAGCCGACGCAGCCAUCGAAGCGUCAGGUGAUUACCCGAGCUUCACCGACCAGAUGGUACAAUUGCUAUGCAAAAUGGCCCAAGACGCUAUGCCGGAGAUCGAACGGAGAUUGGCCCAGAAUCAGAGGCAAGAUUGCUCCUGA
Molecule: messenger RNA, 3711 nt
Organism: Letharia columbiana
Lineage: Eukaryota; Fungi; Ascomycota; Lecanoromycetes; Lecanorales; Parmeliaceae
Exons: 2
Coding region: 1-3711 (1236 amino acids)
Source: RefSeq, a predicted model, not a curated record